Messenger RNA from Limanda limanda (common dab), 1789 nucleotides. RefSeq names its product INO80 complex subunit B (gene ino80b). Lineage: Eukaryota; Metazoa; Chordata; Actinopteri; Pleuronectiformes; Pleuronectidae. Gene Ontology annotation, cellular component: Ino80 complex. The record is from RefSeq and is a predicted model, not a curated record. The transcript has 5 exons. Gene Ontology annotation, biological process: chromatin remodeling. The coding region runs from base 617 to 1627 and encodes 336 amino acids.
CCUUUUCACAUGUUGUUAUUAUAGGAGUUAGCAUGUAGCUAGCUAGCAUAAACCAAAUGAAAGAGAAACAUGGCUGUGAACUCUUACCGGUUGGGAGUUAGCUUCUUCGGGCGUCGUCGGGUGGUUCUUCCCCGGUAGAGGGCGACCAAGCGUCGGCUGUGGAGUGACAGAAACUUCCGUGUUGCUAGCUUAGCUUGUUUGGGCUAACCACGACCCGCACGCGUUUCAUUCUGUAACCGUGCUCGUUGGUUUCUGUCUCAGCCGGAACUUCCUUACCAACGCUAGCUACAUGUUAGCUAAUGAUAGCUAGCACCUGGAUUGAUAGGGUAACGCUGAGCACCUCCUCCUGUGAGUUAGCAUCUUUCAGUUAGCAUCUUGCAUUUGACUGAAUCUGUGCAGAACGAACUGAAACUCAUUGAUUCACUUGACACCUGCUGUGUCCGUGAACGUCUCAUUGAUAUUAGUUUAUUGGCUGCAGGUGUGUUUAGGUGUUGGCUGCAGCUCGGACAUUUGUGUUCUGUCAUGUAGAGCCGCUGCUCCUCCUGAUUCCUCCUGCUCCUCCUGCUGCUCUCUGCACCUCCUGCUCAGGCCUCCGGGUUGCUGACUCGGCGACUCGAUGGGGAAGAGGAAAGACAUGAUUCACCCCAGGUUUCUCGGCGAAGGCAGCUCCAGUCUCCACAGCGUUCACAAGCGGAAACACAAAAAGCACAAGAAGCACAAGAGGAAGCACCACAGCUUCCCCGAGGCGCCGGCGCCCGAGCCCGUGGUCGUCCCCCGGCCUCCUCCACAGCUGAGACUCAAGAUCAAACUGGGAGGACAGACGCUGGGGACCAAGAGCGUUCCCACCUUCACUGUGCAUCCCGGUGUCGCACGUCCUCCCUCACCACUGAUGAUCAUCGAUAACAAUGUUGAUGAUUCUGAUUCUGAUGAUGACGACGAUGAUGACGAGCCGCCCUCUGUGCCUCUGGAGCAAUAUCGAGCCUGGCUGGAUGAAGACAGCAACCUGGCCACAUCUCCUAUGCCGGACAUGGAUUCAGACUCCAUGCUGGGAGCGCCUGUGGACGAGGAGGAGAGGUGGCUGGACGCUCUGGAGAAGGGAGAGCUGGACGACAACGGGGAGCUGAAGAAGGAGAUCGAUGAGUCUCUGCUCACAGCCCGACAGAAAGCCCUGUUGCACAAGCAGCAGAUCCAGCCUCUCCUGGAGCUGCCUAUGGGCUACAAGGAGAAGGAGAUGACCGUGGAGAUGAUGCAGAAACGGGAGGAGCGAGCUCGAAAGAGGCGCCUGCAGGCCGCCAAAAAGGCCGAGGACAGCAAGAACCAGACGAUAGAGAGACUGACAAAAACCAGCAAGGCCAAGAUCAAAAGCAUGAAGGACAGGAGGUCCAAGCUGAACCAGAGCCCCAUGAUCCGCUACAGCGACACCGCCCUGGGCCUGGCUAUCUCCUUCCCCACAGGGGUCCAUCCUCCGGCGCCGGCUCCUCCCCUUCCUUCACCUCCGGCCCCGUCGAGCUGCGGAGUUAGCGGCUGCUCUAACCUGAAGAAAUACUCGUGCUCUACGACCGGGGUUCCUCUCUGCAGCCUCGAGUGCUACAAGAGGAACCUGCUGCUCGUUCAGAGCGCCGCUUGAACACUAACGGGACGAGACUCUUCUGAAACGACCUCCACUGGGAUGUGAUGGACACGAACACUCCUGGGAAAGAUAUGAUUUGAACUUCACACUCUGAAUCUGUGUCUAAUGUGGAUUUAGUUUUUUUGUUUCCAGAUGUGCUGUAUAAAUAUCUUACACACA